Molecule: messenger RNA, 228 nt
Organism: Arabidopsis thaliana (thale cress)
Lineage: Eukaryota; Viridiplantae; Streptophyta; Magnoliopsida; Brassicales; Brassicaceae
Exons: 1
Coding region: 1-183 (60 amino acids)
Source: RefSeq, marked reviewed
AUGUCUCUCUUCACACCCUUCUUGGCUUGCUUUGUCCAAAAAUCUGAUUCACGGGUUAACACAACCGACGCUAACUUGAAAAUCUUGCCUUUCAAGAAACCGAAAAGCAAAACCAAGUCUCCAAGAGCUCCCACGAUCGUCGUCUCUUACUUUCCAAUAGGAUCCAACCUUUCCCGUUUAUAGAAAUACGAAGAUGAAAGUUAAAUUUUGUAGGUAUUUAAAUUAUAC